Cordyceps fumosorosea ARSEF 2679 is the source of this 1347-nucleotide messenger RNA. Its product is annotated as CCCH zinc finger DNA binding protein. The record is from RefSeq and is a predicted model, not a curated record. The coding region runs from base 1 to 1347 and encodes 448 amino acids. Lineage: Eukaryota; Fungi; Ascomycota; Sordariomycetes; Hypocreales; Cordycipitaceae. Gene Ontology annotation, molecular function: metal ion binding. The transcript has 5 exons.
AUGUCAUUACCAAAUGAGCCGGCCUCGAGCCAAGACCAUAUUCUUAGCUUCGUCAACCGAUAUAACGAACUGAUGGGCGUCCGUGACAGUACGGAUAAGCUCAUUGAGGAUACCUUAUUAUACUGCCAAGGCCUCGAGCGUGCCCUACAACAAGAAACCGGGCGACUGGAAAACGAGCUGCAUAAGUCCCAGCUUCGCCUAGCUGAAGUCCUCGCCUCCCGCCGUGAUCUCGAAAAGCAGCUGUCAAGUUACGAAUCCCAAAUCAACUCUCUAUAUAAGGAAAAUGACACAUACAAGUUUCAAGAUUCUUUGAUACGACAGGGUGCAGAGGGUGGCAAAAAAGCAGCCCAAGCCCUUCGCAGCUCCGUUGCCCGGCAAUGGACAGAUAAGGGCCAAGAAACGCGGAUUGUCGCCAAGGUGGUCGCCAACUCGGCCGGCCUUGCCCGCACCCUCAACAGCCACGAGUUUCGCGACUUUGCCGUCGGAUUCAGCCAGGCCCAUACUGCCUUUGACUUUGUCGACGUCGGCGGUGGCAGGGAGCGGCGCGCCGAGCCCAAGAUCCGCGACAACACCCUCUGGCACCUCCAGAACGGUAACUGCCGGCAGAUCUUCCUUGGCGUGGGCCACGACGCCGGCUAUGCCACCUUCCUCGAUGAUCUCUUCCACGCUGACCCUGCGGCUCGUGACCGCAUCAGCAUCAUCGAGGGUGCCGCCGGCAACACCGCGGACCUCAAGGCCACCGGCGCUGGCACGAUACGUCUCGACAAGGAGCUUUUCCGCUCCGAGAGGCUCGUCGAGCGCACCUCUGCCUACGCUGUUGCCGCCACCGGUCGCACCGCGAGCCCCUCCGAUAGCGUCGCCUCGAGCGGCGGCGCCGCUGGCGCGACCAGCUCGACGACAUUCUCGUACGCCAGCGCCAUCACAAACGGCACGCCGCCGCCAACGAUGAGCAUCCCGCUCGCGCCCAGCAGCAAGCCCAGCCCGCGCCCCGCCCGCACCAACCCCGGCGCCGUCGGCUCCUCGUCCUCGACGCCCUCCCGCGCCGGCUCCCCGCAGUUUCAAAAGAUCCCGCCGCAGCAGCCGGACUGGAACCCGGGCCCGCGCGGCCUCGACGAGCCCAUCGUCGUCAACGUCGCCGUUAUGGAGGCCGUCAAGCGCCGCAAGGAUACGGACAAGCUCUGCAACAAUCACUUCCUCCGUGGCCCCUGCGCCAAGGGCGACGGCUGCAACUUUGUCCACGACUACAAGCCCAACUCGGAGGAGAUCCACGCCAUCGCCGUCCUCGCCCGCCAGAACCCGUGCACGCAUGGCCAGGACUGCGAGAACUGGGAGUUGCCCGAGUAUUAG